AUGUCUGACUCAGAGAAGGGAGAGAUUAAAUUCGUCCUGUAUCACUACACUCCAUCCAUCGCAGCUGCAAUCAUAUUCGUCGUGCUCUUCGGACUUGGUUUCGUCGGUCAUGUCUACUACGUCGCCAAGCUGCGUGCUCGCUACUUCAUCGCCUUCGCCAUCGGUGUGCUCUUUGAGUGCAUAGGAUACGUCGGUCGUGCUCUUUCACAUAGCGACAAGGAAGCUCUCGGACCCUUCAUCAUGCAGAGUCUUCUGAUUCUGGUCGCUCCUGCACUCUACGCUGCUUCGAUCUACAUGGUCCUCGGUCGUGUUAUCCGUCUUCUUGAUGCUGAAGAGUACUCUAUCAUUCGCACCAAAUGGCUUACCAAGGUUUUCGUCAUUGGUGAUGUCUUCUCUUUUCUUGUACAGUCGUCCGGCGCCGGUCAGCAGGCUAGAGGCGAUCUCGACGCAUUCAAUCUCGGAAAGAACCUUGUCAUCGCCGGUCUCAUCAUACAAAUUGUCAUCUUUGGCUUCUUCGUUAUUGUGGCCGGCCUCUUCCACAUUCGCAUCAACAAGCUUCCUACCGGUGCUUCUGUCGACUCGAACCUGAACUGGCGCAAGCACAUGCACAACUUGUACUUCUGCAGCGCUAUUAUCCUGGUCCGUAAUCUCAUUCGUGUGAUCGAGUAUGCUCAAGGAAACGAUGGAUACAUCAUCACUCAUGAAUGGAUGCUGUACAUCUUCGAUGCUGUCUUUAUGCUCUUGGUCACUGCUGCCUUCCUUGUCUUGCACCCCAGCAAACUUCUCGGCAAUGGACGUCUCCCAAGCAGGAGCGAGCCUCAACUCUAUGCCAUGGAAAGUGGUCAAACCCAGGUCAGAUCACAUAGUCAACACUCCAAGCGUAGACACACUCAUACUCAAACGCAUUCUAGUNCGCCCCCUCAGUCAUCGUCGACACCCUUCAGCAAGAUCGACAGAUCCUAG
Molecule: messenger RNA, 963 nt
Organism: Aureobasidium vineae
Lineage: Eukaryota; Fungi; Ascomycota; Dothideomycetes; Dothideales; Saccotheciaceae
Source: the annotation of a GenBank genome assembly